Messenger RNA from Chaetomium strumarium, 1161 nucleotides. RefSeq lists its product as uncharacterized. The transcript is spliced from 4 exons. NCBI's taxonomy places the organism in Eukaryota, Fungi, Ascomycota, Sordariomycetes, Sordariales, Chaetomiaceae. The record is from RefSeq and is a predicted model, not a curated record. Bases 292 to 864 code for a protein of 190 amino acids.
CCGCUGCCGUCCUUGCAAUAUUCGAUUCCACAACGGCACCGUGCUCCCACUCGCUUGAGGCAGGGUUCGUUGACUGGGGAUUUAAAUCUCGUUCUCACCUUCGUUUGUCUCGUCUGUUUUGCUGUAAUAAUCUAGUUCUCCUACCUAAUCUGCUACCUAAUCUCCCCCUUUUUCCGAAGCCCGAUCACCCGGAUCCGCCCACAAAUUUUGCUGCCAUCUCAUCUCCAUAAUAUUUACGUUCGCAACCACAACAACAUCGAACCCUAUACUAGCGCUCCAGCAUCAUUCGCAAUGGUCUCGUUCCGCUUGACGCUCCUGGCGCUUACCAGCGCUGUCGCCGUCUCGGCGGACUACUACAUUGAUCCCGAGAGCGUUCCCAUGUCCAGCAGAAAGGCGUGGUGUAACGACCAGCGGAGCAGCUGCCCGACCAUCUGCCUCCAGACCAGCACGGGCCAGCCGGAAGUGAACACAUGCGAUCCCGAAACCCUGACAUACGGCUGCGUGUGCAGCGACGGCAAGCAGCCCAACAUCUCCCAGUACACUCUGACGCUCCCGUACUACGUGUGCACAGAGUGGGGCAACCAAUGCGUCAAGGACUGCGGCAGCAACAACGGGUGCGCCUCGGACUGCCGUGAGAAGCAUCCCUGCGGCGCCCAGAACCCGCCGCGCGCCAACACGACCGCAACCUCGACGACAGCGACGUCGUCGGCCACCGGUACCCCUACCAACCAGGUCUUCGAUGGUGCGGCUGAUGGCUCGAAUAUUGGGAACAACAAUGCCGCCGGCGCGCUGCGGUUCGGCAGCUCGUACGGUCUCGCGGUUGUAGCGGGUAGCCUGUUCGCUGGGUUCGCUAUGCUGCUUUGAGGAGCGGGUCACGGGGCUUCAGACAAGACUGGGGGUCUAGUCUCAACUUUCAAGAAGCUGAAGAAACACGUCGUGGGUGCGACUGGGGUGUAGCUUGCAAUGAGCGGGACAGCUUUAAUCCUUCGGUAUCGUUAAUGUCUAAGUAUCUGUUUGGCGAACUCGGUCUUGGGUCCACAGAAACGGGAUUUUUUUGCAUCUUAGCCUCGUCUGAGAUCACCUGCUCACCUGGGUUUAUCGUUUAUAGAAUGACAAUUGAGAAAAGUGUUCGAGCCGCCGUUUCACGGCCCUGACUUGUUG